CACCCAGAGCCCAUCUCUCUCUGCCCCAGACCUUGGAGCUGUUGUCCCACCCCUGUCACUGCAGAGAGCUGAGGCGCCAUGCAUGGGGGCCAGGGGCUGCUGCUCCUCCUGCUGCUGCUGGCUGUCUGCCUGGGGACCCAGGGCCGGAACCAGGAGGAGCGCCUGCUCGCAGACCUGAUGCAAAACUACGACCCCAACCUGAGGCCCGCGGAACGAGACUCGGAUGUGGUCAAUGUCAGCCUGAAGCUAACCCUCACCAACCUCAUCUCCCUGAACGAGCGAGAGGAAGCCCUCACCACCAAUGUCUGGAUAGAGAUGCAGUGGUGCGACUAUCGCCUGCGCUGGGAUCCGCGAGACUAUGAAGGCUUGUGGGUGCUGAGGGUGCCGUCCACCAUGGUGUGGCGGCCGGAUAUCGUGCUGGAGAACAAUGUGGACGGUGUCUUCGAGGUGGCCCUCUACUGCAAUGUGCUCGUGUCCCCGGACGGCUGUAUCUACUGGCUGCCGCCUGCCAUCUUCCGUUCCGCCUGCUCUAUCUCAGUCACCUACUUCCCCUUCGACUGGCAGAACUGCUCCCUUAUCUUCCAGUCCCAGACUUACAGCACCAAUGAGAUUGAUCUGCAGCUGAGUCAGGAAGAUGGCCAGACCAUCGAGUGGAUUUUCAUUGACCCUGAGGCCUUCACAGAGAAUGGGGAGUGGGCCAUCCAGCACCGACCAGCCAAGAUGCUCCUGGACCCAGCGGCACCAGCCCAGGAGGCAGGCCACCAGAAGGUGGUGUUCUACCUGCUCAUCCAGCGCAAGCCCCUCUUCUACGUCAUCAACAUCAUCGCCCCCUGUGUGCUCAUUUCCUCCGUCGCCAUCCUCAUCUACUUCCUUCCUGCCAAGGCUGGGGGCCAGAAGUGUACCGUCGCCAUCAACGUGCUCCUGGCCCAGACUGUCUUCCUCUUCCUUGUGGCCAAGAAGGUGCCUGAAACCUCCCAGGCGGUGCCACUCAUCAGCAAGUAUCUGACCUUCCUCCUGGUGGUGACCAUCCUCAUUGUCGUGAAUGCUGUGGUUGUGCUCAAUGUCUCCUUGCGGUCUCCACACACACACUCCAUGGCCCGAGGGGUCCGCAAGGUGUUCCUGAGGCUCUUGCCCCAGCUGCUGAGGAUGCACAUUCGCCCGCUGGCCCCGGCAGCUGUGCAGGACACCCAGUCCCGGCUACAGAAUGGCUCCUCUGGAUGGUUGAUCACAACUGGGGAGGAGGUGGCCCUCUGCCUGCCUCGCAGUGAACUCCUCUUCCAGCAGUGGCAGCGGCAAGGGCUGGUGGCGGCAGCGCUGGAGAAGCUAGAGAAAGGCCCAGAGUUAGGGCCGAGCCAGUUCUGUGGCAGCCUGAAGCAGGCUGCCCCAGCCAUCCAGGCCUGUGUGGAAGCCUGCAACCUCAUUGCCCGUGCCCGGCACCAGCAGAGUCACUUUGACAAUGGGAAUGAGGAGUGGUUCCUGGUGGGCCGAGUGCUGGACCGCGUCUGCUUCCUGGCCAUGCUCUCGCUCUUCGUCUGUGGCACGGCUGGCAUCUUCCUCAUGGCCCACUACAACCGGGUGCCGGCCCUGCCAUUCCCUGGAGAUCCACGCCCCUACCUGCCCUCACCAGACUGAGCCAACCAACCACUGCGGGGCAUGUGGGAGUCACUCACGUGGGUCACACUGAGUCUUAUCAGCCACGUUCUCCUACUGAGGUCCUAAGUGUGCUCUUUGGGAAGUGCCUUUCAGGGCUGUGUGAGCCAAACGGCCCUGAGAAAAGCUGGGGAAAGAGUCUGAGCUGGAGUCCGGGAGUGGUUGGGGGUAGGCUGUGGUUAGAGUGUGCUGCUGCAGUCAGCAUGAACGCGGGAUUGGCUAGCUCACCCUGGCACCAGCCACCCCUCCACUCAGUGCACUCCCCUCACUUAGGCAAAGCAUUAUUCAUUCCCAUCAGUCUGAAGCCCGAAGGACUGUUUUGUAUAAUACCUUCGGACUUGGGACUGGCUCCCCUUUUACAAGUUCUCCCUGAAAGAGGGCAGUCACGAGAGGUGUGAAGAGUAGCAGCCGAUGCUCUCUCCAAAGCAGGGCAGCAGCCCAAGCCCAUGCCAGCUGGCAUCUCCCCCGCCAUGCCCUCUGGAUACAAUAAGCACCCAAUUCUCAACAGCCCCCGUGGCCUUUCCAUUCAUGUGCAUUUUUCUGCCACUGACCACAAGACGAUUUCCUGAGUUUAGUAAUCCUCUUUUUUUUUUUUUAGUUUUUGAUGUGUUGUUGUUGUUGUUUUGUUUAGUUUUGAGACAGAGCCUCACUCUUGUCAUGUAAGCUGGAGUGGAGUGGCAUGAUCACGGCUCACUGCAGCCUCAACCUCCGGGGCUCAAGCAAUGCUCCUGCCUCAGCCCCCCAAGUAGCUGGCACCACAGGCAUGCACCACUACACCCAACUGCUUUUAAAUUUUUAGUAGAGAUGAGGUUUUGCUAUGUUGCCUAGGUUGGUCUUGAACUCCUGAGCUCAAGUGAUCCUCCCACUUGAGUCUUGGGAUUACAGGCAUCAGCCACUGUACCUGGCCUCCUUUUUAAUCAAGAGCUCCUCACAGCAGUAUGGACAAGCAAGAGUCAUUAUUCCCCGUGUUAUAUAGGCAAAUUGAGCCUAGAGUAAGAAGGACUCCACACAACACUGGUGGUUAAACAAGGUUUGAAGUCCAGAAUUCCUGACUCUGACCCAGUCUGACACUCUAACAUUCUACGGCCUGAAAAACAGGCCCUUCUUCCCGAAGGAUGGUUAAGACAAGGAAGAGCUAGGCAAGAGGAGGUGUGGAGUUAACAGACAGCCACUGAGCUCUUCAUUCCAGGAGGAGACUUUGACUGGCCUCCCUUGACCCCACUAAUCAGGUAGUAAGGCAAUAAGCUGGGGUCUUCCUAGGGGAGAGGCAAGGUCCUGCUCUGAGAUUACAGCCAGCACACGAGUUCGGCUGGUAACCAGGGGACACCCUUGGGCAAGUCACCUAUGCUCCCUGAGCCUGUUCCCUCAUCUGUAAAUAAGGUGCAAAAAAUAAUCCAUUCCUGGCCAGGUGUGGUGGCUCACACCUAUAAUCCCAGCACCUUGGGAGGACAAGGUGGGUGGAUUGCUUGAGCUCAGGAGUCCAGGAACCCAGAAAGCCAGCCUGGGCAACAUGGGGACACCCGGUCUCUAUCAAAAAACACAAAACUUAGCUGGGCGUGGUGAUGUAUGCCUGUAGUCCCAGUUACUCGGGAGGCUGAGGUGGGAAGAUCGCUUGAGUCCAGGAGGUCUAGGCUGCAGUGAGCUGUGAUCAUGUGACUGCACUCCAGCCUGAUGACACAGUAAGACCCUGUCUCAAAAACAAAAAAAAUUACAAAACUAAAAAAAAAAAAAGUGAAAGUGCCACAUAAAGGCCUGACAACAGGAUAUGCUGGCAGGAGGGGACCUUGGAAAUAUGCCCUCCCUCCAAGCACAGGAUUGCUGUCUUUGGGAUUCAAUCACCAGCAAGUUCAUUUUAUUUACUCCAGUGUGAGUCUGUGUCUGUGCAUGCAUAGUGUGUUUGAAGCAAGUGCAGAGUCACAGCUCUAGAGUCCUAGAGGAGUUAGGGAGAGUGGGGAAGAACUUCAAUCAGGGAGGGAAUCUGAUGACAGUGGGACCAUUUCAGGUUCCCAUCAACCCCUUACUAGCCGUGUAUCUGGCACAAGUCUCUCAACCUCUCUGAAAGCCUCAGAGGGCAGAGGAUUAGCUCCUUGUACACAAUAAGCACUCAGAGGUUAACAUUAGCUGCCAUUCUAUAGGUUACGGUCUCAUGGGAUCCAUACAGCAACCUAAGGAGGUAGGUCGAGGCGUACCUCAAAGAUAUUGCAGGUUCAGUUCCAGACCAACGUAAGAGAGCAAGUCACAUGAAUGGUCUUGGUUUCUCAAUGCAUAUAAAAGUUAUGUUUACACUAUACUGUAGACUAGCAAGAGUGCAAUAGCAUUGUCUAAUAAAACAAUAUACAUACCUAAAUUUAAAAAUACUUUAUUGCUACAAAAUGCUAAUGAUCAAUCUGAGCCUUCGGUGAGUCGUACCCUUUUUGCUGGUGGAGGGUCUUGCCUCGAGGUUGACGGCUGCUGACUGAUCAGGGUGGUGGCUGCUGAAGGUUGGGGUGACUGUGGCAAUUUCCUAAAAUAAGACAUCAGUGAAGUUUGUCGCAUCAGUUGACUCUUCCUUUCAUGAAAGAUUUCUCUGUAGCAUGCGAUGCUGUUUGAUAGCAUUUUGCCCACAGUAGAGCUUCUUUCAAAAUUGGAGUCAAUCCUCUCAAACCCUGCUGCUGCUUUAUCAACUAAGUUUAUGUAAUAUUCUAAAUCCCUUGUUGUCAUUUCAACAAUGUUCACAGCAUCUUCACCAGGUGUAGAUUCCAUCUCAAGAAACCACUUUCUUUGCGCCUCCAUAAGAAACAACUCCUCAUCUGUUAAAGUUUUAUCAUGAGAUUGCAGCAAUUCAGUUACAUCUUCAGGCUCUACUUCUAAUUCUAGUUCUCUUGCUAUUUCCACCACAUCUGCACUUACUUCCUCCACUGAAGUCUUGAACCCCUCAUAGUCAUCAAUGAGGGUGGGAAUCAACUUCUUCCAAACUCCUGUUAAUGUUGACAUUUUGACCUCCUCCCACGAAUCACGAAUGUUUUUAAUGGCAUCUAAAAUGGUGAAUCCUUUCCAGAAGGUUAUCAAUUUGCUUUGCCCAGAUCCAUCAGAGACAUCACUAUCCAUGGCAGCUAAAGCCUUAUGAAAUGUAUUUCUCAAAUAAUAAGACUUGAAGGUCGAAAUUACCCCUUGAUCCAUGGGCUGCAGAAUGGAUGUUGUGUUAGCAGGCAUGAAAACAACAUUAAUCUCCUUGUACAUCUCCAUCAGAGCUCUUGGAUGACUAGGGGCAUUGUCAAUGAGCAGUAAUAUUUUGAAAGGAAUCUUCUUUUCUGAGCAGUAGGUCUCAACAGUGGGUUUAAAAUAUUCAGUAAACCAUGCUGUAAACAGAUGUGCUGUCAUCCGGGCUUUGCUGUUCCAUUUAUAUAGCACAGGUAGAGUAGAUUUAGUAUAAUUCUUAAGGGCCCUAGGAUUUUCAGAAUGGUAAAUAAGCAUUGGCUUCAACUUAAAGUCACCAGCUGCAUUAGCCCCUAACAAGAGAGUCAGCCUGUCCUUUGAAGCUUUGAAGCCAGGCACUGACUUCUCCUCUCUAGCUAUGAAAGUCCUAGAUGGCAUCUUCUUCCAAUAGAAGGCUGUUUCAUCUACAUUGAAAAUCUGUUGUUUAGUGUAGCCACCUUCGUCAACUAUCUUAGCUAAAGCUUCUGGAUAACUUGCUGCAGCUUCUACAUCAGCACUUGCUGCUUCACCUUGUGCUUUUAUGUUAUGGAAACGGCUUCUUUCCUUAAACCUCAUGAACCAACCUCUGCUAGCUUCAAACUUUUCUUCUGCGGCUUCCACACCUCUCUCAGCUUUCAUAGAGUUGAAGAGAGUUAGGGCUUUGUUCUGGAUUAGGCUUUGGCUUAAGGGAAUGUUGCGGCUGGUCUGAUCUUCUAUCCAGACCACUAAAACUUUCUCCAUAUCAGCAAUAAGGCUGUUUCGCUUUCUUAUCAUUCGUGUGUUCAUUGGAGUAGCACUUUUAACUUCCUUCAAGAACUUUUCCUUUGCAUUUACAACUUGGCUAACUGUUUGCCGCAGGAGGCCUAGCCUUCGGCCUAUCUCGGCUUUUGACAUACCUUCCUCACUCAGUUUAAUCAUUUCUAGUUUUUGAUUUAAAGUGAGAGACGUGCGACUCUUCCUUUCACUUGAGCACUUAGAGGCCAUUGCAGAGUUAUUAAUUCGCCUAAUCUCAAUAUUGUUGUGUCUCAGGUAAUAGGGAGGCCCAAGAAGAGGGAGAGAGAUGGGGAACAGUCUGUGGGUGGAGCAGUCAGAACACACACAACAUUAAGUUGGACGUCUUAUAAAAGACGCUGUAUGUGGCACCCCAAAACAAUGACAAUAGCAACAUCAAAGAUCACUGAUCAUAGAUCACCAUAACAGACACAGAAAUCAUGAAAAAGUUUGAAAUAUUUUGAGAAUUACCAAAAUGUAACACAGAGACACGAAAUGAGCACAUGCUGUUGGAAAAAUGGCGCUGAUACCAUUGCUGGACUCAGGGCUGCCACAAACCCUCCAUUUGUUUUCAGAAAGCCCUAUCUGCGAAGCGUAAUAAAACGAGGUAUGCCAUAGUACAGUGGCGGCGCCGCCGACAAAGGAAAGCCUGGGGGAGGUCAAGAGAGAUACCGGAGAGUGCGUCCUGCACUGGAGGAAGAGGAAGGUUUUUACCAAGCAGCGAGUCCAGAGCCCGCGCUGUCAACGACGCGGUGCUGCCUUUUUUCCGAGCCGCUGCGGGAGGGGGCCAGGACACGCUCCCUUAGGAGAGCGGACGGGUCACAAGGACCUGGGCAGAGACAGAGCUGAAGCCAGCAGCCA
Symphalangus syndactylus (siamang) is the source of this 6456-nucleotide messenger RNA. It is a transcript of the gene CHRNG, whose product is annotated as cholinergic receptor nicotinic gamma subunit. The record is from RefSeq and is a predicted model, not a curated record. Gene Ontology annotation, cellular component: postsynaptic membrane. Gene Ontology annotation, molecular function: acetylcholine-gated monoatomic cation-selective channel activity; transmembrane signaling receptor activity. Gene Ontology annotation, biological process: monoatomic ion transmembrane transport. NCBI's taxonomy places the organism in Eukaryota, Metazoa, Chordata, Mammalia, Primates, Hylobatidae.